UGUCCACGAGGGUUCGUUGGUCGGUUCGUGUUUCUCCUUUCGUGUCGCCGUGAUAAAAAUUGAUAAAAUGCCCAGAUUCGACGAUCGCUUGUGCUUGUUCACGUGAUUGUGCGGGCUUGUGGUGAUGCGCGGUAACUUGCGGCGCUAGCGAACGCUGGUUCCUCGCGCCGAGCACAGCAGAAGUCGACGUUUGUUGUGGGGUCCCGUGUCCCCUGCCGUAGUGAAAAAGUGGGAGUGAUAUUUGCAUUGUGGCAGGCCUUGACAGUGUGCCCUAAAUAAGGAGGAGCACCGCCAUGCCACUGCUGUACUGUGUGGUGGCACGAGGCAGCACGGUGCUGUCUCGGUAUGCCAGCUGCGCAGGCAAUUUCUCCGAGGUCACUGAACAGAUCCUGGGCAAGAUCUCGCCAGAAGUUCCCAAGCUUACCUACUCCCAUGGAAGCUACUUGUUCCACUACAUCCUUGAAGAUGGCAUUACCUAUCUCUGCAUUACUGACGAUGAAUUCGAAAGGGUAACAGCAUUCCAGUUCCUGGUGGACAUUCAGGGCAGGUUCCAAGCCAGUUAUGGCCGUCAAGCUCAUUCAGCGCUUGCCUAUGCAAUGAACAGUGAAUUUUCGCGGGUACUGGCAAAUCAAAUGAAACACUACUCUGGCAUUGGAAAGGAUGGCGACAACAUAACCAAAGUUCAAGAAGAAAUCGACGAACUCAAGGGCAUCAUGGUGAAGAACAUCGAUACGGUAACGUCAAGAGGCGAAAGGCUGGAACUGCUGGUCAACAAAACUGAAGCCUUAUCAAGCACGUCUGUGACGUUCCGCAAGAGCAGUCGCAACCUCGCCCGGUCCAUGAUGAUCAAGAACAUCAAGAUAGCCAUCAUUAUUGCGGUCAUAGUUUUGGUGGUAAUCUACAUCAUCGUCUCGUCGGCAUGCGGUGGGCUGAGCUGGCCGAGCUGCGUCUGAGGGUCGUCGCCAUCACUGCUACCGCCACACGUGGCUUCGCCCUGCGCGUGUUUAGCUUCGUUUACCCUACACGCGUACACCUCAACACACGUUUUCGUCUAUCAUUGGUUACAAACUUUGCGUGCAUGUAGUGUUGGGCUAACUUCGUCACCCGCCAUCGCAGUGUCGAAUGUGCGAAUGGCGAGGGUUGUUUUCAACGUCCCGGCUUCUGGCAAGCUGGUGAAUAGUGAUUGUACAGAGCGUUUUUGUUUUCCUGCAAUUACAUUGUAUGAUAUUUUGCCACAUCUUUAAAUUCUUAUUAUAUAUAUAUAUACAGUAUGUGUCUAUGAAUACACACAACCCAACUGAAGAUGCACAGUGGUUUACCUUAGGAUAAUGGAAUUUACGUGCAGCUCAGUUUGUCGUCGAGCUCGCGUCUCAAUGCCUGCGCACUUUUUUCUGCGACUGCACGGAAGAAAUGAUUGUGUAAUUUUAAGAACUCGUGCAACUGUGUAUUGUACUCAAUGUUACUCGGUACAAUGUUUUCUGAGCUUGUGUCUGUAGUGUAGAAUUCAGUGCAACCUCAGUCGCAUUUCUUUUUUUUACAUUUAUACUAGGUACUAAUUUCGGAUGCCGAUUGCCGGAAAAAGCGAAUUGAUCUGCCUGCAUAAACAGAGUGCUUGAAUGAAGUGCCAGAAAUGAAAUUGUUAUGCAUUGCCUGCAGUGUUGUAUAUAGCCAAAUGGGAACAGUGAGUUUUUCUCUGUACUGUGUAUUCGCAAUACUUGAAGGGAGUAAUAAAUAUUAGCACUUAAUCAGA
Dermacentor andersoni is the source of this 1750-nucleotide messenger RNA. It is a transcript of the gene Vamp7, whose product is annotated as Vesicle-associated membrane protein 7. Lineage: Eukaryota; Metazoa; Arthropoda; Arachnida; Ixodida; Ixodidae. Gene Ontology annotation, cellular component: SNARE complex; membrane. The record is from RefSeq and is a predicted model, not a curated record. Gene Ontology annotation, molecular function: SNARE binding; SNAP receptor activity. Gene Ontology annotation, biological process: vesicle fusion; exocytosis.